Messenger RNA from Microtus oregoni (creeping vole), 5500 nucleotides. RefSeq names its product guanine deaminase (gene Gda). Gene Ontology annotation, cellular component: cytosol. Gene Ontology annotation, molecular function: guanine deaminase activity; zinc ion binding. The transcript has 14 exons. Gene Ontology annotation, biological process: guanine catabolic process. Lineage: Eukaryota; Metazoa; Chordata; Mammalia; Rodentia; Cricetidae. The record is from RefSeq and is a predicted model, not a curated record. Bases 177 to 1544 code for a protein of 455 amino acids.
CCCCUGGGCGCGGCCUGCAGGGGGCAGGCGAUUGCCCAGGGAAGCCGGGGCAAGAAGAGGGCCGGCGUCCCAGCAGCUCCCGCUCCGCCGCGGCAACAGGGACAGCUCUGCGCCCGCCCGCCCGCCCGGUGCGCCCUCCUCGACCCGUGGACUCGCGCUGCUGCCCCGCCGCUGCCAUGUGUGCGGCUCGGACGCCACCGCCGCUGGCGCACAUCUUCCGAGGGACUUUCGUCCACUCCACCUGGACCUGCCCCAUGGAGGUGCUUCGCGAUCACCUCCUCGGCGUGAGCGACAGCGGCAAAAUAGUGUUUUUAGAAGAAUCAUCUCAGCAGGAAAAGCUGGCCAAAGAAUGGUGCUUCAAACCGUGUGAGAUCAGAGAGCUGAGCCACCACGAGUUCUUCAUGCCGGGCCUGGUUGAUACACACAUCCAUGCUCCUCAGUACGCCUUUGCUGGAAGCAAUGUAGACCUGCCACUGCUGGAGUGGCUGAACAAGUACACAUUUCCUACAGAACAGAGGUUCCAGAGCACUGACCUCGCUGAAGAAGUCUACACCAGAGUUGUUAGGAGAACACUAAAGAACGGUACAACCACAGCCUGCUACUUUGGAACAAUUCACACUGACUCAUCCCUGAUCCUUGCGGAAAUUACAGAUAAAUUUGGACAGCGAGCCUUUGUGGGCAAAGUCUGCAUGGACUUGAAUGACACUGUUCCAGAAUACAAGGAAAGCACCGAGGAGUCGGUCAAGGAGACAGAGAGAUUUGUGUCAGAGAUGCUUCAGAAGAACUACUCAAGGGUGAAACCCAUAGUGACCCCGCGCUUUUCCCUUUCCUGCACUGAGAACCUGAUGAGUAAACUUGGCAACAUUGCCAAGACCCAUGAUCUGCACAUCCAGAGCCAUAUCAGUGAAACACGUGAAGAAGUUGAAGUUGUGAAAAACUUAUACCCUGGCUACAAAAACUACACAGAUGUCUAUGAUAAAAAUAAUCUCCUGACAAACAAGACAGUCAUGGCACAUGGUUGUUACCUUUCUGAAGAGGAACUCAACAUCUUCAAGGAACGAGGAGCGUCCAUUGCACAUUGUCCCAACUCAAACUUAUCGCUGAGCAGUGGCUUACUGAACGUGCUUGAAGUCCUGAAGUGUAAUGUGAAGAUAGGGCUGGGAACAGAUGUGGCUGGUGGUUACUCCUACUCCAUGCUUGAUGCCAUCAGAAGGGCAGUGAUGGUUUCCAAUAUCCUCUUAAUUAAUAAGGUGAAUGAGAAGAGUCUCACCCUCAAAGAAGUCUUCAGACUAGCCACUCUUGGAGGAAGCCAAGCCCUUGGUCUAGACAAUGAGAUUGGAAACUUUGAAGUUGGCAAGGAGUUUGAUGCCCUCUUGAUCAACCCCAAAGCAUCAGACUCUCCUAUUGAUCUGUUUUAUGGGGAUUUUGUUGGUGAUAUUUCUGAUGCUGUUAUCCAGAAGUUCCUCUAUCUAGGAGAUGACCGGAACAUUGAGGAGGUUUAUGUGGGUGGAAAGCAGGUGGUUCCGUUCUCCAGCUCAGUGUAAGAAGACCCGUGGGCAUCCAUGAUAUUCUCCUGGAAUGACAUGGUUCUGCAUCUUCCUUGUGCCCGGGUGCCAGUUAGAAAGUAUAUUUAAAAAAAAAAAGUAUUGUGUUCUUCAGAUGACUUCUGUUUCUAUGUCUGCUUCCAGUGCUCACUUGGUAAAUCGUGCAAAGGAAGUGACAUGCUCCUUGACCCUGGUGGGGAGCAUUCAAAAUUCCAUGAUGGUGCCUACUUCGGGGCUGCUUAGAUUUGUGUUAGGCUCAUGCAGAAGGCAGUGUUAAUAAUGGGCGCUGUGCUUCUACUAUUGAAAUCAAACCUUUCUGUGCAGGGAAAUACGGUGCAAAGAAAUAUCCCUAUGUAGUUAGACAUUCUGAGCUAAGUGAAAAGUAGGAGACUCCAUGUGCCCCAUUGAGUAGGUUUUUAUGCGAGGGCACAAGCUAGACGGUGAACAGAUGUUGGAAAAAAAACAUUGAUUGUGCUUGGAAAUUAAGUACUGAAAACAUCCAUGUAAAAAGAGAACUUAUUGGAUUUUAAAAUGUGCUUCUAGGUUGACCUUAUCUAUGGAAAUUUGCACUUUAUGGAAUUUGCAUUUCAGAGAUGUGUUAUUGUUAUGUGUUGCCUUCUUUAGGGAUGAAUGGCAGAACCCGAAUGCUACAUGCUUUUUCAAAUAUAGUUCUAUGCUUCAAAGUGUUUGACAGAAGCUGAGUAUUAAAGAUUUACAGUGUCUUAGGGAUAGUAUUCAUAUAGCCACAUGGCAUAAAUAGUUGUGUUUUUGUGUCCUUCAAAGUCACCUUGAUUUCUGGCUGUGCGGUGUUACAGUUGCUUCUAUUUUAUUAGAUGAGAAAAAAGCCCCGCGUGCUGCUGCUGUCUAGGCUAGGGUCUCCAUAAAUCGGGGGAAUACUGUACCCCUGGGAGCUGUUAGCAGUGACAGGACAGGGCUCUCUGCAGUGCCCCAUCUACUCAGCACAGUGGGUCAUUGUUGCUGUGAACUUUGCCCUCCUAUCAGUGUGCUACAACUUAAAAGCCAAGUGCAAGUCCCUUUAAGAACUAUAGAUAAGGCUCUGAAUUAAAAAUACCCUGUUUUUCUAAUUUAUCAGAUUGUCGCUUGAAUUCCUUGAGGUUUUUCUAGCAUCAAAACCUUAGUAUAAUGAGAAGGUUAUAGAAAUUCCAUGUAAUGCUUCUAUUAGCAGGACUUGCUAUUCUAGACAUGAAGGAAAAAUAAACAAAGGAGGACAUUUUAGCUUCCCUAACUACACAAUGUCCCUUCUUAUAACAAUGAAACCAGAUUACAACCGCAUGGCAGAUUCUUAGGAAGCAGUGAUGUGAGUUCUACAUUUUCUUAAUUUAUUCCACACUCUAUAAACAAACAAAAACAGGGAGCAGGUUUUGUCGACAUAUCAUUUCAUUCCCAGGGCUUAGGCGAGUUUCCGUAUUAUCCUACAACAGUUCUUAGGUGAUAGAGCUAAUUCCGUGUUAGCACGUGUUAGCAAGUCCGAGAGCACACAGUUCCUCCGCUGCCCUGUAAACCUCAGUUUCACAUCGCAUGCCAACUCGGCAGUAAUUUGUCCCGACCUGUUUUCCUGGCAGAAGCACUUCUGGAUGUGGUUGUGUAUACAUUACAUCUAAAGAUGGCACAAAUAUUUAGUCUCAUUUAGUUUUAGCUUUUUUUAAAAAAAAGACAAGAGUUAUUUUGCGUGUAUAUGUGUGUGUUGGGGGGAUAGAAAUGGAUAGAACCAAUUUCUGGUCUUAAUCUUCCAGCACACCAGUAACAUCAAAAUGAUCUGCCAAAUCCCCUCCCCCAUGUCUCUCUGAGUUUGGCAAAGUGUUUUCUGCUGUGUCUUUGGACUCUUACCAAAGGAACUUAGUUGCAGGGAAUCUCACCUGAGUGACGUGGGCCUGGGAGCUUUGGUGUGGGUUGAGUAAGAGUUCUGCCAGUCAGCAGCUGCUUCCAACCUUCGCAGACCCCACACUCCUCUUCCUUAAGGGUGUGCAUUUUGAUAUUGAGCAUCAGCUUUUAUUUAAACUUAAGAUUCACGCACAGUAACAUACAUAUGUGUAAUUCUGGAAGCAGGAAUAACAGUCAUUUGACACCAUCCGGUCAGGCAUCCAGAUUAGUCCUGAUAGUGUGUUAUAAGCUGAAUAACUUCUAAUAAAAACAAUGUGUUGAAGUGUUUACAUGUACUUUGAUCUCCCUGCAUCCCUUAUAACUUAUGAGUUUUAUUCUCCCAAGUGAAGUGUUCCUCAAUGUGUGACUUAUGCCGUUUCAGUGCCCCACACAAGGGGUCAGAUGUCCUGCACUUUGAAAUGUUGACUUUCUGAAUUAUAGCCAGCACUAUUCCUAGCCUAUCCCAACUGUCACUUUUUGUUUGGAUGGUUUGCUCUCUUUAGAAGAAAGGGAGAAGGAAAAGGAAGGAAGAAAAGAAGGGAGGAAAGGAGGAAGGAAGGAAGAUUAAAACAUUAUCCCUCCUACUCCAUAUCAUUUAACUUGUUUCUCUAGAAUUUUUGAUUAACUUCAUUGUAAAAGGUUAAAAAGAACUGAAAAGUAUCAUGUGUAUUACAUUUCCAAAAUUUCUUGUAACCAAAACACAAAAGUAGGCUAAUCAAGUUAAAUUUGAUUUGGUGGGGGAGGCAUUAAAAAUAAGAGAUUAGGACCCAAAGGGUUUUUCUAUUCUACUGGGCCAAAGAGACUGGACUUUCCUCUGUGGCAUUGUCUUAGCUGGCUCUUUCCUUGCCCUGUCAAAGACUUUAGAAUCCAAGAAGAUGUCUACCUUCACACCAGGAGGAGGCCUUUCUAAGUUAAUUCUGUGAACAUUUAAUCUCUUUUCUUCUUCAGUGAGAAAUUUCCAAGUUAAAGGAAAAGAAAUGGUGGAAACCCCCUUCUUCCUUGCUUAGCUGAUUUUUUGAAGUGUUCCCUUGGCUAUCUCUUUGGCAAAUGCUCUGAAAUUUUACAGAGGAAACAUAACGGCUGUGGGAUCUGGCAGUGUGUUCUAUCUUCACUCCCUACCAGAUUAUUCCUAUUUUUAAACUUUUUUGCUCCAGAAGCAGACAUAUGGGAAGCCUUCAAGGCGUGCUGGGAAGAGCAUUGUAUCAGUUCCUCCUUUUAUAUGCAUGUGAGGAAGGUACCUAGAGCUGAAUGCUUUUGGAGCUUGGUGGGCAUUUUUUAACGUUGCUGCUGCUGUUGUUGCUGCUGGAAUAUUCAGAUACUUUAAGAGAGUGACCUUAGCUAUUAACAAAUAGAAUGAGAGGCAUAGCAAGAGCAAUGACUUGAAAUAAUCUUUAAAUCACAAAGAUUCUAUAUAAUAUAUUUAAGAUCGAAAGGAGAUGCUUGCAAUUUCUCUGAUCUACUAGCUGCUGCAGGUAUGACGCCAUACAUUGCACUUUAUUAUGUCUCCAGAGAAGACGUAAUAAAUGUCUUUCUGAAGACCUGGGUGGAAGCAGAUAGGUGAAAAGUCACUGAGAAAGAAAACAAAACAAAACUCUUGACAUUUGUCGCCAUAAAAAUACCCCCCAAAAUUCUUGAUUGCCGCUUGUUGCCAUGCGUGUCUCCAAGCCUACCCCAAACGUCCCUGCCCAUCCCCAGCACUGAGCGUGAGAGAGCAAGGGUUGAAGGGUUCGUUUGUGGGUCUAGUCCAAAUGCAGUGACAUGCAAAAGCCAGCCAAGUCAAAGAUGAAGGCUUUUUUUUUUUUACCAGGUUGCUUGAGUAACUGGUAUCAUUAACCUUUGUUACUUGGCAGUGACUCACCUGUCUACUUCUUACCCAGAAACCCUAUCAGCAAUCUUUCCUGACCUUAUUGUUAACCUCUUGAUGGCUGUUCUUAAGAAUAUAGACACACAUGUGAAUGUAGUCAAGGGGACUUCCUUCCCCUCGGUAUUUGUAUGAUUUGCUAAUUGUCACUGUACUGAGUGGGCUCCUUUGUGCAUCAGGAAAAAAAUAUAAUAAACGUGAUUUUGUGUUUGCA